CCGUACCACUAUGUCCCUACAGAGUGGAUUUGUGUUCUUUUCUUGGUGUUGUACAGUAUCUCAACUGUCCUCCACUUGGGCCAGGCGUUCAAGUAUAAACUCUGGUGGAUGAUCCCCACAGCGACCUUUGCGGGUGUCCUGGAAAUAUUGGGAUGGAGUGCCAGGUUUUGGUCAAGCCAGAGCCCCAAGCUUUUAACACCUUUUGAGAUGCAGCUCGUUGGCACCAUCAUAGCACCUACUCCACUAGUUGCAGCCAACUUUAUCAUCCUUGGCAAGAUAAUCACUCAACUUGGACCUCAGUAUAGCCGUCUGACCCCCAAAAUAUAUACCAUCCUUUUUUGCUGCUUUGAUGUCAUUUGCUUGAUCGUACAAGCUGUAGGAGGUGCAACAGCUGCACACGCGGUUGGUGCGAAGACCAGUGCUUCGAAUGGCGCGAACAUUAUGCUAGGAGGAAUUGCUGCCCAGCUUUUUGCUAUAGUGGUCUACGUCGCUUUGGCGAUUGAGACUCUUUUGCGUUUGAAAUAUAAUGCACCCUUUCGCUACGUUGAUCAGCCUCGCAUAUUGGAGAAAGGCCAAAGUGCUGUAAGUAAGAACUUGCAACUUAUGCUUUGUAGCAUGGCAUUAUGCACCCUCUGCAUCUUCAUUCGAUCGGUAUACCGUACUAUAGAGCUCGCCAAUGGAUGGGCUGGGCCAGUGAUUUCUACGGAGCGCUACUUCGACUGGCUCGAUGGUGGCUUGGUCACUCUUGCUAUUUACACGCUCAAUUUCUUUCACCCAGGUGUCUGGGUGAAGAACGAGGAUCCCACUGCUCAUGCUUCACAGCAAGCUCUUGACGAAGAAGCUAGUGCGACCUAGGUUUUGGACUGUAUUUUAGCUCUUGGGUUUUUCAACGAAGCGGCAAUGGACUUUCAUAAUUACUAGUAGAGUGGUCGUCAGCAAAAUGGUUUGAGGGUAUGCCCACAGAUACCUAUGCGAUUCUUUCACGAAUACCUGGACCUUUCUUGGAUCUCUCACGUAUCUUGGC
Suillus clintonianus is the source of this 1024-nucleotide messenger RNA. Its product is annotated as RTA1 like protein-domain-containing protein. The record is from RefSeq and is a predicted model, not a curated record. NCBI's taxonomy places the organism in Eukaryota, Fungi, Basidiomycota, Agaricomycetes, Boletales, Suillaceae. The annotation marks the transcript as partial. The transcript is spliced from 10 exons. Gene Ontology annotation, cellular component: fungal-type vacuole; plasma membrane.